GAAGGAGGGAGGUAAGCGUUCCUCUGCCGGACAUCAGCUGAUUGACUAAGUCAUCUCUUAAUUUUUUUUUGGGUCUGUGUCCCACCCCCUCACACACACACUCCCCACACCCCUUACCUCCACUGAUCUCCAUCGGACUCCUUCUCAGAGGAGCGUACAGGGUGUUGACAGGCAGGCAGGAACUGCACCAGGGAGACAAACAUGGAGUCCUGGAUAUAUGGAGUUCUGCACAGGUGUACGCACUUCAGGGAUAUAGUGCAUUGCGGUCUUUUUAUCGGCUUGCUUUUAGGGAUAUGGCAAGCCACAGCCCUGGAAAUGUCCGUGGGCAAAAUCCCCUUCAUCGAGGCCGUGAACGGCAGCACUGUGUUACUGCCCUGUACCUAUGCCAGCUGCAUUGGCAUUAAAAACCUCUACUUCAACUGGCAGUAUGAUGACAAUGGCACCAUGGAGAAGGUGUGCGAGGCGGUGAUCCCUAAUGAGAACAUGGAGCCACACGUGAACAUCUUCCGGGAAAGGGUGGAAUUCGUGGGCACUAGCAAAACCAGCAACGUCUCCAUCCUGCUGUGGAAUAUAACCUUUGACGAUGAAGGGCAGUAUACCUGCUAUGGCCGCAACCCCAAGGAGAAGGGAAGAAAUCACAGUGCAAUCUUCACCCUUAUCGUCGUGGACAAGUUGAGGGUGGUCGACAACACUCUGACCCUCAUUAUUGCGGCGGCAGUGGGAGGCUCUAUUGGCUUGUUAAUGGCUUUCAUGUUGUUGAAGAACUUCACUCUCUAUGUCCUCGCCAAGAUUGAAGAGAAGAACAAAGAGUGCCUCGUGAGUUCCUCAGGGAUUGAUAACACAGAAAAUGGCCUCUCAGGAUCAAAAGCUGGAUCCAAAACACCAAAGAAGGCAUGAAAUGUGUUACAUUUGUUUAUAUGACUGUGACAUGAACAUCUAUAUAUGCAAAUAUAUGUGGCAAAAUAGCAUAUAUUCACUUUUUUUAUGGGCUAUUUCCCCAAGUAUUAGAUUUAACAAAUCCGUACAACUAAUACAUGGCUUUAACUUCGCAAACAUUUAUUCAGGACUUUCUCAUAGGUCAUUGCAUAAGAGAGAGAACUUUUCAAUUUAAGUUUCUAAAGCAGAUAAAUGACAUUCAGGUUAUAUCCCCCCCCCCCCCGACACUUAAAUGCAUUUUAUGAAAAACAAUUCUAACAUAUGAAAUGCAUUGGAACGCUUUUAUGAUUUAAAUAUGUAGGAAAUUUGAUUUAUUAUUGUUAGAUUGGUAGAUUAUAAUAAUACAAAAGACUGUUUCCUAGGUCCUGUUUUGAAUUGAUUAAGUAUAACAGCCAUCAACUGAAAUAACAUGAAAUAGUUCAAAACUUUACGUGUAUCACUGCCCCCAUGACAAAGACAUAAAAAAGCUGGGCUUUCAUUUUUUUUGUCAUGGUGGUACAAUAUGCUGCUGUGCAACCUGAAGUUAUACUAACCUGAAGUUAUACUAACCUGAAGUUAUACUUAUACUGUAGUUAUACUCUUUUGUUCAAUGAUUAUUUAUUCCUUUAAAACUUAGAAUCGAAUACAUGUUUACAUACUAUUCCAUAGUAUUUUUUUAAGCAAAUAUUUCACAUAAAUAUUUACAUUAAGAUUUAACUGUUGGUUAUUAAAAUAUGCCAUAAAAUUAAUGCUAGGGAAAAUUAAAUAGAAAGUGUAAUAAUCUCUAAAGCAAUAAAGGAUAUUUAUGGCUAGAAAAUACACUUUAUAUAUUUUAGAAGGAUCUAACAUGUGAGUUUAUUGUCAUCAAAUCUAUUUUGAUGACGCUCGUCUGAACCUCAUAAGGCAUACAUAUCAUCAAUUAAUCAGUUAAUUAUUAUGUUAAAAAAACGUUUUUUAAUGUACAUUAACAUGCACUGGAAAAAGGAUAGCCAUAGAACAAAAUAUAGGAUGUCUAAGCAAACACAUACUGUCGCUAUUGUGCAUGUCAAAUUUACUAGAAUUAAGCUUUAAUAAUAAGCGAUUAACAACUUGAAGUUUGAAGUGCAUACCGGGAUUAAUUAUAUGCAUAUAAUCUUUUUCAAGACUAGAAAGUAAUUAAUUUUAAGCAAAAGAAAGAAAAGGAGGCAUGGCAAUAACAAGCUACUGCUGAAUCCUUCUCUAGCCAAGUAAGGUCAUCUUUGCUUGACAUUAAACACAGGUGCCUGUAAUCAUUUCUUUCCCACUGAUGCAAGGGAGGGUAAAAAACAAUGCAAAUGAAUAUGCUGCUACAACAUGCAAAAUAAAACUACUUUACUGAUGAAUUAAAAAAAAACAGCCAGUUCCUAUAUGAACUAUAUGAAAACUUGAUGCUGCUUUAAAUAUUUAACCAAUGCAUUUUAGCAUGCCAAGAAGGUAUUGGAUGCACAAUAUUUCAGUUUAAUAUUUCAUUGUAAAUGCUCAUUUUUGAAAAAUCUAACUUAACCGACUUAAUUUAAGUAUUUGCGUAGAGAGAAGGUGAAACAUCACCAAACAGGCCUAACCAGCCAAACAUGUUAAAAAUAAUAUACUUCACAAAAUGGAGUGCAAUGCAUAUGCUGUUACAGUUUUUUUCCUAAAAGUUUAAGCUGCUACAUUCACUCUGGUGCCCACCGACUCAACCUCAGCCAGGGGCAGACUGACAACAAAAACAGUUUGGGAAUUUGCUGCUGACCGGGGGGGUCCUCCAUGGUAUAUUUUGUUGAAGAGUAUUUUGUUAGUCGUGAUCAACUGGUUGGCUCUAUAAUAUAUGGUUAUAUAUAGGCUGUUUAGUACCAUGAUUGGGAAAGAUAGACCGACCCUCACAAAACCGGCCCACAGGGAAAAUUCCCGAACUUCCGAAUGGUCAGUCUGCAUUUCACCUCAGCCAUUUGUUUUCACACACUUUGAGUUAUCAGAUAAUGAGUAUUACUAAUCAACUCAGCCCUAUUGAAUUACUGAUAAUGUGUGUAGCUGAUUUUUAUGUUUUUACUGUAGAUAAGGUAGAAAAGGAAAUGACUUGAUUUUUUUGGUAAGUCUAUGAAUCAAGAAUGGGCUAUUAAUCGGUAUAUAUGUCAAAGCGUGGCAUGAGGGGAUGAUGUUCUCCUUUGCGGCUUAGACACAGGAACUUUAUUAAAGACUUAAGUAAAUGAACAUGAAACAAAAUAGGACCACAAGUGGUCUAAACAAAGGAAGAUAAACAACAUGGCAACUAACUACAGCAGAACUAAACGGCAAAAGAGCACACGGCCAUCCAACAAACUAAGAAAGGGGAGUUACAAGGAACUACAAGAAACACAGGUAAACACAAUCCAACACCUAUAAUGAAUGACAGAGGAACCAGCAUCGGGCAGGUACAUAUAUAUAUAUAUAUAUAUAUAUAUAUAUACUGGUAAUGAGGAUAGAUGAGGAACAGGUGUGGGUCAUUAACAACCAACCAAAAUACUAGGACCUAGAAACUACACAGGAGAGAAAAGGAACAUUAGACGUAACUACAUAACUGGACACAAGCAGGGUAAACCUGGAACAAAGACACUAAAAGUAAGGACUGAUUCUGAAUAAAUAAACACGACAACAAAUGCAACAAAUGGCAACAAAAUGUCCAACAUAAUUGGCCCAUGACAAAAGGGAACCACAAUUACUUAGCCGCUUGCACAGCCCAUUCAGCCACGCGGCGGCCCAGGGAGCAAGGAAAAACAAUAGGAACAAAGAACUUUGCUGAACCUAAGGAGACAGCAAGGAGAGAACUGGAUGGUCAGUGACACCUGCUGGCCAAAUGGGGAAACGACAGGCAGAAUUGGACAAGGCAGGGACCGAUCCUGACAUACAGCAUUUACACUCAUGGGGUACUUUAUUAAAACAACAAUUUAAUAUUGAGAAGAACCACCCUUUGCUGUCAGAAAGACCUGAUUUUUUGUGGCUUGGACUCAACCAGAUGUUGGAAACAUUCCUUAGAUAUUCUGGUCCAUGUUGAUAUCGCAAGAUUGCUACAUAUUUGUCUGCUGCACAUUUCUGCUGCGAAUCUCUCAUUCCACCACAACUCAAAGGCCCUCUAUUGGAUUCACAUUUGGUGACUGGAGAGGCCAUUGAAGUAUGUUGAUCUCAUUGUCAUGUGUAUAAACCUAGCUUCAAACAACUUUUGCUUUUUGACAUGGUGCAUUAUCAUGUUAGAAGUAACCAUUAUAAGAUGAGUAAACUGUGAUGCACAUGGUCAGCAAUAGUACUCAGGUAGGCUCUAGCAUUCAAGCAAUGAUCAAUUGGUAUCAAUGGCCCAAAGUGUGCUAAGAAAAUAUUCCCUACAUCACCACCAGCCUGGACUUUGACACAAGGCAGGGUAGGUCCAUAGAUUCAUAAUUACACCAAAUUCUAAAUUCUGUGACAUUUUUCCACUCUUCUAAUCAACUAUAUGAUUUUGCUGAGCUUAUGCCCACUAUAGUGUCAUUUUCCCAUUUUUAGCCGAUAGGAGUGGAACCUAAUGUGGCAGCCCAUCUACUUAGAUCAGGGGUCACCAACCUCUUUGAAACUGAGAGCUACUUCACGGGUACUGAGCCAUACGAAGGGCUACCAGUUUGAAACACCCUCCUAAACUUAUCUAAACUUCAUGUAUUAA
Messenger RNA from Paramormyrops kingsleyae, 4579 nucleotides. Its product is annotated as sodium channel regulatory subunit beta-4-like. Lineage: Eukaryota; Metazoa; Chordata; Actinopteri; Osteoglossiformes; Mormyridae. Gene Ontology annotation, biological process: regulation of sodium ion transmembrane transporter activity; cardiac muscle cell action potential involved in contraction; regulation of ventricular cardiac muscle cell membrane repolarization. The record is from RefSeq and is a predicted model, not a curated record. Gene Ontology annotation, molecular function: sodium channel regulator activity; transmembrane transporter binding. Gene Ontology annotation, cellular component: plasma membrane; voltage-gated sodium channel complex.